This is a messenger RNA of Trichomonas vaginalis G3, 348 nucleotides long. RefSeq names its product protein phosphatase regulator protein. The record is from RefSeq and is a predicted model, not a curated record. Gene Ontology annotation, cellular component: protein phosphatase type 2A complex. Gene Ontology annotation, biological process: signal transduction. Bases 1 to 348 code for a protein of 115 amino acids. Gene Ontology annotation, molecular function: protein phosphatase regulator activity. The transcript has a single exon. NCBI's taxonomy places the organism in Eukaryota, Parabasalia, Trichomonadida, Trichomonadidae.
AUGCUAAUGCGCUAUCCAAAGACCAAGAGCUCAAUAUCGAUCCUUUCUACUAUAAUGAAAUCCAAGACUCUAGAAAAGGUACGAAGUGCUACAAAAGUUAGAAUUACUCCAUAUAAAACGGAAUUACCUGAUGCAGAUUUAGGAGAUUUUGAUACAAAAGCAUAUGAGAAGUGUCAUUUCAAAAGAACUAGAAAUAUUUCUCUUCCAUCUUUGCCGCCAAUCCCCAGUCCAUCAGAUAAAACAUUCAAUUCAAUAUUACUAAGGAAAAUUCAGCUAUGUGAAACAUUAUGUGAUUAUUCAAAUCCAAGAAAUGAUUCAUUUGCAAAGAAGUUAAAAAAAGAACAUUAA